Leptopilina heterotoma is the source of this 1838-nucleotide messenger RNA. Its product is annotated as transmembrane protein 19. Lineage: Eukaryota; Metazoa; Arthropoda; Insecta; Hymenoptera; Figitidae. Bases 443 to 1465 code for a protein of 340 amino acids. The record is from RefSeq and is a predicted model, not a curated record. The transcript is spliced from 6 exons. Gene Ontology annotation, cellular component: membrane.
UUCUCAAAUGUUCUAGUUUGUUAUAAAUUUUAAACAAUAUUAUUAUUACAAUCUUGCUUAAAUACUGUUAUUAAUAAUAUUUUAUUCGCAAUAUAAUAUUCUUACUAAAGACUUGCUUUGUCGUACAAAAGUGAUAAAUUAUAUAAAAGUGUAUGCUUUUGUCAAAAGUGUUAAAUGUCAUUGGUCAAACUAAAUAAAAACAAGUUCUUUUUUUGAAUUUUCAAUCUGAAAAUUAUCGUGUGACGUAUGACGACGUCACGCAACAUUGUGAUGAAAUGAUUGAAUUGAGGAGAUUGAGGAUUGAGUUCAAUGUUCACGUGGCACAGACAACGAAUAACUUUCUUUAUUUUUGGCACCUGUUGAGGGCCAUUGUCAACAAUUAAAUUUUUGAAGCACAAUCACUGUCGUUAAGUUUACUCAAGUGGAAUUAUUAUUUUUAACAAUGUGUCGGAAUAUCGAGAAUAAAAAAUCAUCUAAAAUGCUAAUGCCGGUUUUAUUGAGUGCAUUUGCCAUUCCAGUCUCAAUGAUGUUUUGGAUUAUAAACGUUGUUUAUAAAUAUUUCUCACCAAAUUCAGAACAUCAUUUCGAAGGUUAUCUUGUUAUUUCUCCUUGGAGAUGGCUCGCUUCGGUUGUUAUUCCUCUUUUAUUCAUUAUCUGGGGCUUGAAGAAAAGGAGUUUGGAUGCUACUGGAGCACUUCUUGGACUUUUGACAGGUUUUAUUUUGACUUUAACGAGUUUUGCACAUUUGGCCUGUCUAAUGGCGUUUUUCGUAAGUUCGUCAAAGGCGACGAAAUUUCGAAUGGAGAGGAAAAGGAGAUUCGAUUGUGAUUUUAAGGAAGGCGGACAAAGAAAUUGGAUUCAAGUUUUGUGUAACGGAGGAAUGGCUUCGCAAUUGGCUUUACUUUAUUUAUUAGACGUUGGUUGUGGUGAACGGCCUAUUGAUUUCGUCAAAGACUAUCGAAGUUCCUGGUUAUCAAUUGGAAUCCUGGGAGCUUUAGCUUGUUGUAAUGGAGACACAUGGGCCUCGGAAUUGGGAACAGUAAUUGGUGAUUCAGAUCCUUUUCUCAUUACAAACAGAAAACGAGUACCCAGAGGAACAAAUGGCGGUGUUUCUUGUAUUGGACUUGUGGUAUCGCUUCUAGGCGGUUUAUUCGUCGGUUUAUUUCAUUAUUUAGCCGUGAUCUACACAGUGGAUUCAGUAGUUUUGGAAUUAGCUGCUCCUCAAUGGCCCAUUAUCGUUGCAGGAGGAAUCAGUGGACUCUUAGGAAGUAUUAUCGACUCAGUUCUUGGAGCAACUCUCCAAUAUUCUGGAAUUGACGAGAAUGGGAAGGUGGUUGAGAAACCGGGUAAAGGCGUAAGGCAUAUUUGUGGGAAACAAAUUUUGGAUAAUCACAGUGUCAAUCUUCUGUCAACUAUAAUCAUGGCCUUCAUGCUGCCAAGGAUAGGAAAUUUACUGUGGCCUUAAGUAUUUUAAUGUUAAGACAUUUUUUUUAACCUGCUAUUACUCAAUUUUAACGAGUUGAAAAAAAGGGACGAACAAUUUUUUUCAGAAAUGAACAAAAGAUAUUAUUUUUACAAUGUAUAAAUGUUUCGAAGACUUUUAACUCGUGAGUGUAUCGAUAUUGGAAUUGAACAUAUUUAUAAAUUAUAAUUCUGAAUUCUAAGAAUUCUAGUUUAAUACCAGUUAGAUUUAAUUAUUAUGGCAAUCUUGUACCUUAUCCGAAGCGAUAUUAUCUAAUUUUAAUUACAUACAAUGUAUAUAACGAUUUAAAGAACGUUAUAUGUAAAUUCUAGAUUUAUUUUAUUUAUUGUUCUAUAAGAGAAAUAAAUAUAAAAAA